Molecule: messenger RNA, 267 nt
Organism: Puccinia graminis f. sp. tritici CRL 75-36-700-3
Lineage: Eukaryota; Fungi; Basidiomycota; Pucciniomycetes; Pucciniales; Pucciniaceae
Exons: 7
Coding region: 1-267 (88 amino acids)
Source: RefSeq, a predicted model, not a curated record
AUGUCAAUCUAUGAAGGGUUCGAGAUUCACCUCUCCUUGGUUCACAUCCGAAAGACUGACUAUCUAUUUGCGCGAACGAAACCAACGCCAUCAAAGUCUGAUAGACCGACUUUCAAUUUCCGCGAUCAAAACCAACACCAUCGAAGGUUACAAGGUGAUCAACAGGCUUCCAAGGCGAUCAACAGGCUUCCAAGGCGAUCAACAGGCGGUUAUCCAAGGCUAAUCGACUGUGCUCUUAUUUCCGCAAUGGACGGGGCUUCAAAGUGA